CAAGGAACAGUUGAGUGAUAAUGACUCGUUCUGUAGAGCAUCUGGGGUGAUCUAGAACCCUUUUAAUGAUUGUGCUGAUUCAGGGAACUUGUGUUUUCUCUUGGGUAUUGAACUGGUUGGACGCCAAUGUGAAUGUCAUCUUGGACGAAGGAUCUAACGAGCCGGGAGACGGGACGGAAUGUCAUUUCCUUGGCUGUAGAGAACACAUGGAUAUGCUUAGGACCCAGAAGAGAGAGCUUUCGCCGCUCCUGCUCUCCCUGUAAAGCUCUCUAUGUGACAAUAAAAAAGUCUUCGCUUCUCCCAGUCUGUAUUGUUCAAGGAACUGAGCGAUUUACAUUGUACCCCAAAUCUAUCCCGUUGAAAUAAGUUAAUAAUGGACAUUUCUGAUCAGCUCGUUUCAUCGGGGACUUUCCGGGUGCUCAAGGAACCUCUGGCGUUUCUACGGAUCUUGGAAUGGCUUUUUGCAAUCUUUGCAUUUGCAACAUGCGGUGGCUACUCUGGAGAACUGAGAGUUAGUGUGGACUGCGCCAACAAGACGCAAAGUGACCUUAGCAUUGAUAUCGCCAUUGCUUACCCGUUCAGGCUACAUCAGGUGAAUUUCGAGGCUCCCACAUGUGACGGCAAACGGCCUGAAUCCAUAUCGCUGAGCGGGGACUUCUCAUCUCCAGCUGAGUUCUUUGUCACAAUUGCUGUCUUCGCUUUCCUCUACUCUUUGGCCGCUACGGUUGUCUACAUUUUCUUCCAGAACAAGUAUCGGGAAAAUAACCGCGGCCCUCUAAUCGAUUUUAUUGUGACCGUGGUUUUCUCCUUCAUGUGGCUUGUGAGCUCCUCCGCGUGGGCCAAGGCAUUAUCGGACGUUAAGGUUGCCACAGACCCCGAUGAAGUUCUUUUACUGAUCUCCGCUUGUAAGCAGAGGGCUAAUAAGUGCAUGUCCCUGCGCAGCCCUGUUAUGUCGAGUCUAAACACUUCCGUGGUUUUUGGGUUUCUGAACUUUAUCCUCUGGGCUGGAAACAUAUGGUUUGUUUUCAAGGAGACCGGUUGGCACGCGUCCGGCCAGAGAUACCCAGCAGAGACAAUGGAAAAACAAGCCACCGGCUGCAACCAGUCUUUAAAUCAAGGUGCCUACAACCAAGAGAGCUAUGCUCCCGGGUAUAAUCAGCCGCAGGGAGGAUUUGUUCAACAAUCCAACUUUGGCCAACCAGCCGGAUUUGCCCCACAAAACUACAACCAGGCUCGAUAUAAUCAAACUGGGCCAACGGCAUUUUCCAAUCAAAUGUAACGAGAAAAGAAGAAGGAGGACGUCCGUUCCUUUGACAGCAAAGAGCCCAACAAGGUCUUUAAUAUUUGCAAGAGCAUCGACACUACAGAUAAAAUGAAAUGAGUAGCAAGUGGUAUUAACUACCAUCUACUGGGACGUUGGUAUGAAAACAUCUCUGGUGGACUACGUUUUCUGUUAGGACAGAUGACGGGAAUAAGUAAUGCGUUUAGUAAUCGUUGUUUGUGUGUUGGAAUAGUAACCAUAUUUCGUAAUCCCGGAGAUUUUCACCUCUGAUAACCGCGGACCAUUCACGUUCCUUACAUUUUUGGUGUAAAAAGUGCUAGUCUUCUAAAUUGAUUGCAUGUCGUGGCUGCUACUGUUGCGUGAGCGUGUUUAGUGCUAACCUUCCGUCGGAAACG
Spea bombifrons (plains spadefoot toad) is the source of this 1677-nucleotide messenger RNA. RefSeq names its product synaptoporin (gene SYNPR). Lineage: Eukaryota; Metazoa; Chordata; Amphibia; Anura; Pelobatidae. The record is from RefSeq and is a predicted model, not a curated record. The transcript is spliced from 6 exons. Gene Ontology annotation, cellular component: synaptic vesicle membrane; synaptic vesicle. The coding region runs from base 374 to 1279 and encodes 301 amino acids.